Molecule: messenger RNA, 2702 nt
Organism: Gastrolobium bilobum
Lineage: Eukaryota; Viridiplantae; Streptophyta; Magnoliopsida; Fabales; Fabaceae
Product: pyruvate decarboxylase 2
Exons: 6
Coding region: 641-2461 (606 amino acids)
Molecular function (GO): carboxy-lyase activity; thiamine pyrophosphate binding; magnesium ion binding
Source: RefSeq, a predicted model, not a curated record
AAACGGAAACAAUAAGCCGCCCCUAGUAUAUGGAAAUAUUUUCGGUGUUCUAGAACAUUGAAUACUCCUCCUUUUCCUAAAAUGAAAAAUUGUAAUUCCAUUUAAAUAUUUUAUUUUUUUUUCAUAAAAAUUCCUCCAUUUUUUAUUUAUUUAUUUUCGGACAUAUAAAUUUUUUAUUUUUUUCAUAAUUCUUUUUUUUUUCUUUUGGAAUGGACCAUGAUGGUUCAAGACGACCAAAAAAAGCGCUCCUAGUAUAUGCCAUUUUCCAUUUUCCAUUUCCAUUUCCAAGCACCUUCCACUGUCCUGUGUGUUUCAGUUACCACUUUCUCAAGGCACAAUCACAAACCUUUCUACUAUAUAACGCUUACUCUUUUCUGCACCCUUCUCAUUCAUCAACUACACAACACUACACAAAACAAACAAACACCCUUCAAACACCCAUCAAUACAUACAAACUUCAUCUCAACACAAAACCAAAACCCAUCAAACAAAGUAACAAACUUCACUACAAAAAAAAACAGUUUUUGUCUUGUUUUUUUUUUAGCAUCCUCUUCCUUUUACAAUAUUCUCCUUUUCUCUCUCCUUCCGAUUCUCACUGAACCUCGGAAAACGCGAAGCCUCUGAACACCCACCUGACACAAUGGACACAAAGUUAGGAUCUUUGAACUCAAGCAAGCCUACAAGCAACGACGUCGUGUCAUGCACCGCAAACAGCACAACGGCCAUUCAGACUAGUAUUCCGGCGACGGCGAUCUCUUGCGGCGGAGAGGCCACGCUGGGCUGCCACCUCGCCCGCCGUCUGGUGCAAAUCGGCGUCACCGACGUGUUUUCCGUUCCCGGCGACUUCAACCUCACGCUGCUUGACCACCUCAUCGCCGAGCCGGCGCUCAACCUCGUCGGCUGCUGCAAUGAGCUCAACGCCGGAUACGCCGCCGACGGCUACGCCCGGGCUCGCGGCGUCGGUGCCUGCGUCGUCACCUUCACCGUCGGUGGUCUCAGCGUCCUUAACGCAAUCGCCGGAGCUUACAGUGAGAAUUUGCCACUCAUUUGCAUCGUUGGUGGUCCCAAUUCCAACGAUUAUGGCACCAACAGAAUCCUUCACCACACCAUUGGGUUACCAGAUUUCAGCCAAGAGUUGAGGUGUUUUCAAACCAUUACUUGCUUUCAGGCUGUGGUGAAUAACUUGGAAGAUGCUCAUGAAUUGAUCGAUACAGCAAUCUCAACUUCAUUGAAAGAGAGCAAGCCUGUGUAUAUAAGCAUUAGUUGUAACUUGCCUGCUAUUCCUCACCCAACUUUCAUUCGUGAGCCUGUUCCUUUUUCAUUAUCUCUCAAAGUGAGUAAUCAAAUGGGGUUGGAGGCUGCAGUGGAGGCAACAGUAGAAUUCCUGAACAAGGCAGUGAAACCAGUGCUAGUGGGUGGUCCUAAACUAAGGGUUGCAAAAGCAUCUGAUGCCUUUGUUAAACUUGCUGAUGCAUGUGGUUAUGCACUUGCUGUGAUGCCAGCAGCCAAAGGGCUAGUUCCUGAGCACCAUCCCCAUUUCAUUGGAACUUAUUGGGGUGCUGUUAGUACUGCAUUCUGUGCUGAGAUUGUGGAGUCUGCAGAUGCAUACUUGUUUGCUGGUCCCAUUUUCAAUGACUACAGCUCUGUGGGGUAUUCACUUCUUCUCAAGAAAGAGAAGGCAAUCAUUGUGCAGCCUGAAAGGGUUGUCAUUGCAAAUGGACCUGCAUUUGGGUGUGUGUUGAUGAAGGAUUUCCUCAUGGCACUUGCAAAGCGUCUCAAACACAACAGUACUGCAUAUGAAAAUUACCACAGGAUAUUUGUCCCUGAAGGGCAUCCUUUGAAGGCUGCACCCAAAGAACCUUUGAGGGUUAAUGUUCUUUUCCAACAUAUACAAAAGAUGCUAUCUGGUGAAACAGCUGUAAUUGCUGAGACAGGAGACUCAUGGUUUAACUGCCAAAAACUGAAAUUGCCAAGGGGAUGUGGGUAUGAGUUCCAAAUGCAAUAUGGCUCAAUUGGAUGGUCUGUUGGUGCAACUCUUGGUUAUGCACAAGCUGUCCCUCAGAAGCGAGUGAUUGCUUGCAUUGGUGAUGGAAGCUUUCAGGUGACUGCUCAGGAUGUGUCAACAAUGCUGCGAUGCGGGCAAAAUACCAUAAUCUUCCUAAUAAAUAACGGUGGAUACACCAUUGAGGUUGAAAUUCAUGAUGGACCAUACAAUGUGAUUAAGAACUGGAAUUACACUGGAUUGAUUGAUGCAAUCCACAAUGGUGAAGGGAAAUGCUGGACUGCAAAGGUCUUCUGCGAAGAGGAGCUAGUUGAAGCAAUUAACACAGCAACAGGACCAAAGAAAGAUUGCUUAUGCUUCAUUGAGGUGAUUGUUCACAAGGAUGACACAAGCAAAGAGUUACUUGAAUGGGGUUCUAGGGUCUCUGCUGCUAAUAGCCGUGCUCCCAAUCCUCAGUAAGGUUCAGAGUUCAGCUUAUUACUACAUUGCUGGAAUUGCCCUUUUAACUCAACAAAAUUGAGAACCCUUUUAAGAUGUCCUUGUACGGUGUUUACUUUUGUUAAUGGCUUGCACAUUUAUGUAUCUGAGUCAACUUGUUUGUGUAAAUUCAUUCCCUUGAUAUAAAAAUCAAUCCCCAUCACCUUUUUUUAUUUUGUAAUGCCUCGCUGUUUCAAGAUUCUUACGUGAAGCAUAUUUUUUC